Messenger RNA from Diversispora eburnea, 384 nucleotides. The record is from the annotation of a GenBank genome assembly. Lineage: Eukaryota; Fungi; Glomeromycota; Glomeromycetes; Diversisporales; Diversisporaceae.
AUGGAUUUAAAAAAAGAUGAUCCUCUCUUAUCUGGGGUAAUUGAUCUUCGUUGUGUUCCAGUACAAUUGGAAUCUCACCUUAUCGGAAAAGAAUUAUGGAACAGCAUGAACAAAGAAAUAUAUCUUAAAGAGGAAGAAUUAAAAAUGUAUUGUGCUAUACGAUAUAGCUUGGAUAAUGGAGUAAUAUUGUCUACUGUACAUGAAAGAGAAACCUCAUAUGAACCUAAUAGAUUGAACAAUGUCACCCAUAUAGAAGAAAAUCAAAUUUGUCUAUUUAAUGAAGAAGUUAAUUUGUUCUUUCUACAAUCUCAUGGUACUGUUACAACUUCACAUUUUCAAUUAUGGGUUAUGAAUUCUACCCAUUUUACCAAGUCUGAAGCAUAG